Messenger RNA from Spirodela intermedia, 501 nucleotides. The record is from the annotation of a GenBank genome assembly. Lineage: Eukaryota; Viridiplantae; Streptophyta; Magnoliopsida; Alismatales; Araceae.
AUGGUCAGGGCGAGGAUUACCCGCGCCUGUAUCACCACUGACCAUGGGGAGGACGACGGCUCGGGGGACGGGACCCCCCAGCUGAUUAAGAUCUGCUUUCACUGCGACAGCUACCUCUGCCACUGCCAUGCGCAGACACCUACCCUAGACAGGAAGUUCAAGAGGAAGGCCCCUGAGUCCGUUGGGUCGUUGCGGCUUCGGUUUGCCCUCCCAUCGCCGCCGCUGCCCGCCGUCUUCGAGGGCUCUUCUGUCAUCCGCUUUGAAAAUUUUUACAAGGACGGCAGCUGGUUGAGUGUCGUCCUCCCCAAGUACAUGCUUCUACCCGUGGAGGACCUCCAUGGGCCUGUGCGCUCCGGAGGACGGUGGACUCUCCCUCUGUUCGAUACUCCGCCGCCUACCUCGAGCAACGAGAGAGUCUGCAACGCCAUUGACCGCAACAAGGAUGGUAUUGAUUAUACUGGUUUCCAUGGGUCUCGCCAGGAUUUAGAUCUGAAGCUCUAA